UAUAGAUCAUCCAGAGGCUCAGAAGAGGAGGAAAAUCAGCUGGGAGUUCGUUCUUACAAGACAAAGCAUACAGGCAAGUAGAGUUUCUAGUCUCGGGAAAUUUGUUACAAUACUGGCAAAGAGUGUGACACACGAAAGCAGCUCUCCAUGAUCAAGAGAUAGAAGACGAAGAAGCAGGAGGAGGAGAGUCCUAAUCCAAUCCAUGGCUGCUGACUGCACUGCAAUCAUCCCAUUCGAUGAGGCAGGCGAAGGCAGCGAGCGGCCGCGGGAGUACCGCAAAGGCAACUGGACGUUUCACGAGACGAUGAUCCUCAUCACGGCCAAGAAGCUGGACGACGAGCGGCGGGCCAAAGGUGGUGACAAGCGCGGCAAGUGCGCCGAGUACAGAUGGAAAUGGGUGGAGAACUACUGCUGGAAGAACGGGUGCCAGAGGAGCCAGAACCAGUGCAACGACAAAUGGGACAACUUGCUGCGCGACUACAAGAAGGUGCGGGACUACGAGACCAAGAUCCAGCCGGGGCAGCAAUCCUACUGGCAGCUGGAGAAGCACGAGAGAAAGGAACGGGGCUUACCUUCAAGCCUCAUGAUCCAAAUCUAUGAUGCGCUCCACGACAUUGUUGACAAGCGACUUCCAUCGUCCUCGUCGCGCUUGAUGGCCGCGUCCGAUAAAGCGCACACCACGUCUUAUCUCCCACUGCCACCGCAGUCAACAGCGUCGAGGAGCUCCGGAAGCAGCGAGCAGCUCGGGGAUCCAAAGUCCCCGGCGAAGAAGCGGAAGUCGUCGUCAAGAGAUCACCACCAGCAGGAUGUGGAGGGCCUGGCGCCGGCGGUGGCGAGGAGCGCCUCGGAUCUGUCUCACACUCUUAUGCAGUGCGAGGAGAAGAAAGAUCGGCGGCACAAGGACCUGCUGAGCGUCGAGGAGAGAAAGCUGAUGCUGGAGGAGACCAAGACGGAGAUCAGCCGGCAAGGGAUCGAGGGGCUCGUCGGUGCCGUCAACAAUCUGGCCAAUGCGAUCCUCACUCUGGCCUCGGAGAGAGGGGGCUCGGGGGAGUGAUAUCGGACUGAACAAACAAAACCAACAUCCCAUGUAAGAACCAAAAACUCAUCUCUCACCUCUCACUCAAAUCCUCUCCUCUCUCUCUCUCUCUCUCUCUCUCUCUCUCUCUCUCUCCUCUUACCAUAUAAAUGUUCCGAGAGAUAUAUAAAUCAUUCGCACCCCGAGCCAUUUGGAACUUUCUUGAAUGAUGAACUCUGUCGUUUGGCAGCAUGUUGUUCCGAGUCC
This is a messenger RNA of Selaginella moellendorffii, 1282 nucleotides long. Its product is annotated as trihelix transcription factor ASR3. The record is from RefSeq and is a predicted model, not a curated record. NCBI's taxonomy places the organism in Eukaryota, Viridiplantae, Streptophyta, Lycopodiopsida, Selaginellales, Selaginellaceae. The transcript has 2 exons. The coding region runs from base 203 to 1054 and encodes 283 amino acids.